AUGGUGUCAUCCAAUGAACUUGGUGUGCCAUCUACAGCCACAAUUUCACCGUCUACUGGAGUCGCUCGCUUGAGGUUUCAAAAUAACCAGUCUAAUGAUGAGAAUGAAAAGAAGGAACAAGCCCAAGCCAUUGUCAUGAACGCUUCGUCUCGAGUGCACAAGGAUCGAAACUUUCUAUUGAUUGGUCGACAAGCGGCCACCUGUGACGUUCGAAUUACCCACAAGAGUUUGUCACGACAACAUGCUGUCUUGUAUUAUGAGCAGCAGCAGAACAAUGGAAACGAUCAUCCGCUAUUAAUGGUGCAAGAUUUAAAGACAAAGUCGGGAACAUGGGUGGAUCAAGUACGCCUUGCACCCAACACACCGACAAUACUGAAAGAAGGAUGCGUCGUUCAAUUUGGCAAGGCAGAACCAUCCUUUGAAGUGGAGUAUGAGACUGUAAUUCCAGUGAAGAAUGGAGGUGGUUCCAACACCGCCACGAAACAAGAGGAAAAGGAAGAGAUUCAGGAUCAUAAUACUGAGCCAAGUGAUGGUGAGAAUGGGGAAAACGACAAAUCGACUGUGGCAGCUACCGAUAUAGAAGAGCCAAUGACAUCUCUUACGGGUCGGGCUGCCCGACAAGCGGAGAUUGCCGCCAUGAUGGCCAGCCUCGAGGAGGCUCCAGCAUACACCAAGUAUCAACUCACGGACAAGGAACAACGUGAAGAAUCCGAGCGGCUCAAGCAACUAAAGCAACAACAAGAAGUCCCAAAACAAGACGAUCUUCAUCCAAUGAUAGAAAAGUACAAAUUGCCCUUCCCCGAGACUUCUUCCUGCAGCCAAACGGUAUCGUCAGAAUCCUCUGUGAUUUCAUCCCUUGCCAUGGAUCCAUCCGGAAGUCGCUUUGCCUUGGCGCACAUGGAUUCCUCCAUGCAACUUUACGAUUUUGCCGGGUGGUCUUCUUCCAGUGAAGCAACUCCCUUUUCCAACUUGUUGGUCAGUGACGACAGUCACGCGAUUACGAGCGUGACCUACAGUCCGAAUGGAGAACGAUUCAUUGUCUCCACACAUUCGGCACAACCCAAAGUCUUUGACAAGGAAGGAGAAGAAAUCUUGCAGUGGGUCCGAGGCGAUGUCUAUGUGAUGGAUCCAGCCAAGACGAUCGGCCAUACAGCCGCCGUGGUGUCAGUGGCCUGGCAUGCGGUCGACAAGUCCAUUGUCUUUUCAGCCUCGCAAGAUGGAUCAUUGCGGGUCUGGAAUGUGGAUAAGGGGAAACUAGCCUUUGGCAUGCUCAAAUGCCAAGAUGUCAUUCUACUAAAGAAUCCAAGAACGGGGCGUCGAACACUGCCCACCUGCAUGGUAAUGAUGGGACCCUCGUCGAUUUGGUUGGGGACGGAGUGUGGGAGUAUCCAACGGUAUCAAUAUCCAUUUGUUUCCAAGUUGAGGCCACAGCAGUCCACCAUGGUCCCAGAAGCAGCAUCAGACGAUGAUUCGUCUUCCGCAAAAACUAUCAACAAGUUGGCCAACAAGGAACAUGCGAUUCGUUCCAUUGCAGUCUCGGGAGACGGUACCAAAGUAGCGGCUCGCACUGACAAGGCCGUUCACGUAUACACAAAUAGCUCCUUGUAUCGACUGACAUUGUCCUCGUCGCCAUUGUUGACUAUUCCAUUGGAAGGGGAUGGCGUGGUGGAUGCCGAGAGUGGUGCGUCUAGCCCAACCAUGGCUUUUUCACCCAACAACAAGACUCUUUGUGUUGGAAUUACCAGGACGGUCCAGAGUGACGAGGGCAACAAGAAGUAUUACGAGACGCGUUUGCAGCUGUAUUCCAUUCCAAAGGAAUCAAUCACAGAGACCAAAAUAAAAAAGAAACCAAUAUAUUCCAUGCCAUUGGUCGAGUUGCAAUAUCCUCUUGUUGGCCUCGUGUGGCACCCCAAGUUGAAUCAAAUAUUGGUGGCAACGACCAAGGAAUUCCAAGUCUGCUAUUCCAUUGACUUUUCGAAGAAAGGAAUGCUACUGAAUCUCAGACAACGUACUAGCAGUAAACGAAAGCGGGCCAGAGGUGAGGAUGCCUUGCAAGAAAUCUACACAAGCAGAGCACCACCUCCUGGAACUGUCAUCCGGGAGGAAGAAAUUAUUGCUCCCAAUACCUUGCCCUUGUUUGGUGGGCAAGGCAAUCGCAAGAAAAAGCUCAAGGAGCGACAAGAAGAGCAAUACGAGUCAGACAUGGCCCGACACAAACCGCAGCCUCCAGUUAAGGGAGUCUACAAUACCAACAAUACGAUGUUUGCACAAAUGGUCAUGGACAAUCAGACGGCCAAAAAGAAACAGAUCGCUGGAAUGGAUCCGAGAGAAGCAUUGGCGCAGUAUAGCGAAGGGAAGUCUUACAUUGGAAAGGCCUAUGAGGGGAACAAGGAGAGAAUUUUGGCCGACAAGACAGUUGAAGAGGAAGAAGAUGCUAUGAAUAAAUAG
Messenger RNA from Cylindrotheca closterium, 2448 nucleotides. The record is from the annotation of a GenBank genome assembly. NCBI's taxonomy places the organism in Eukaryota, Bacillariophyta, Bacillariophyceae, Bacillariales, Bacillariaceae.